Messenger RNA from Gasterosteus aculeatus aculeatus (three-spined stickleback), 3126 nucleotides. RefSeq names its product kelch domain containing 4 (gene klhdc4). Gene Ontology annotation, molecular function: protein binding. Lineage: Eukaryota; Metazoa; Chordata; Actinopteri; Perciformes; Gasterosteidae. The record is from RefSeq and is a predicted model, not a curated record.
GGCGGAAACUCGUCGGCAUUUGGCGUGCGCGUUUGUUUGGAUGGUCCAUGUGACACCGAGAAACAAGAGACACAAAUCCCCCCCCCGCCGGUUAAAGUUAACGACUGUCAGUGCCGUCAUGGGCAAAAAGGGCAAGAAGGAGAAGAAGGUGAAGGGGGCGGAGAAGACAGCGGCCAAGAUGGAGAAAAAAGUUUCAAAGAGGUCCAAACGAGAGGAGGAGGAUUUGGAGGCUCUGAUUGCUGAGUUUCAGAAUCUGGAUGCAACCAAGACCCAAGUUGUAGAGACGACAUGUCCUCCUCCAUCGCCGAGAUUGAGCGCUACUCUCUCUGCCCAUCCCGAGAAAGAGGAGCUCAUCCUGUUCGGAGGAGAAUUCUUCAAUGGAAGGAAGACGUACCUGUACAACGAUCUGUUUUUCUACAACAUCAAGAAGAACAGCUGGGUUAAAUCGGACAUCCCCAACCCUCCUCCGCCCCGCUGCUCCCACCAGGCGGUGGUAGUUCCCCAGGGUGGGGGUCAGCUCUGGGUGUUCGGGGGUGAGUUUGCCUCUCCGAACGGGGAGCAGUUCUACCACUACAAAGACCUCUGGGUGCUGCACCUGGCCACGCACACAUGGGAGAACAUCAAGGCGCCCGGUGGUCCACCGGGUCGCAGCGGCCAUCGCAUGGUCCUCAGCAAGAAGCAGCUGCUGGUGUUCGGAGGUUUCCAUGAGAACACAAGGGAUUUCAUCUACUACAAUGACGUCUACUCCUUCUCCCUGGACACCUUCUCCUGGUCACGCCUUGCUCCAUCAGGCUCCGCCCCCUCCCCGCGCUCCGCCUCUCAGAUGACCUCCACGCCUGACGGCAUGGGAGUCAUCAUCUACGGGGGAUACUCCAAAGUGCGAGUCAAGAAGGACGUGGACAAGGGCACCAUCCACUCCGACAUGUUCCUUCUCAAGCGGGAGGGUAAAGAGGGCCAAGAGAAGUGGUCGUGGUCCAGGGUAAGCCCCUCUGGCAACAAGCCCCCUCCCCGCUCCAGUUUCUCCAUGGCGGCGGGCCCGGCUGGCCGAGCGGUGCUGUUCGGGGGAGUUUGUGACGAGGAAGACGAGGAGACGUUGGAGGGCGACUUCUACAACGACCUCUACCUGUACGACGCACUGAAGAACCGCUGGUUUCCCGGCCUCCUCAGGGGAAACAAGUCGGAGAAGAAGAAACGGAGAAGGGGGAAGAAGGGUGGAGCAGAGGGGGAGGGAGCAGAGCAAAGGCAGGAGGAGGAGGAGGGGGGGGCACCACAAGGACCCACUGAAGUCAUCAAGGAGAUUGUCACUGAGGACGGCACAGUGAUGACCAUCAAGGAAGUGAUCCCUGGAGCUCAGGAGGAUGAGGAAGAAGAGGAGGAUGAGGAGGAGGAGGACGACGAUGGUGCAGCCUCGGCCCCCCUGGUGGAGCCGUGCGCCAGGGGCAGCGCCAUGGCAACGGUGCGCCAAGGCAAGCUCUUCCUUUACGGAGGGAUGUUCGAGAUCGGCGACCGCCAGUUCACCCUGAACGACUUCUACUCGCUGGACCUCAACAAGAUGGACCAGUGGGAGGUUCUGGUGGAAAUGGACCCAAAGACACAGGAGUGGCUGGAGGAGUCUGAGUCAGAGGAAGAUGAGGAGGAGGAAGAGGCAAAAGGAGCAGAAGGGGAGGAGGAGGAGGAGUCUGGAGAGGACGGCGAGGAUGAGGAAGAUGAAGAGGAUCACCCCGCGGUGCAGGAGGGAGAGUCGGUGACGGAUUACCAGACCCGCACAGAGCAGUACUGGAUAGGACUGGCACGAGCCAACAUGGGCGCCGACGCUAAGGACAAAAAGGUGGCCAAGGUCGCCCUCGCCAUGGCCAAAGUCGUCUUUGAAGACCAAUAGUCGCAUGCAGUGCUGUAGUGGUAAAAUUAGAGGUGGGUAAACUCUGAAUUUUGUGAUCAUACUGACCUUGACACGAUGCAACGCGAUGCGAUGCAACGCGACACAAAGCGUCGCGACUCUGUAAGGCUGUCCUGGCUAUAUUGCAUUAUGUUUUCUGUCCAGAUAUGUGGGUGGCAUCUGCUCUCUAUUUUCUCCUCUCACUGUGUCUUCAGUCUCAGAUUCUUCUUCCUCUGUAUCUCCCUCUACUUCAGAUUCUAAUUCAUAUUCUCCACUCUCCAUCUCUCCUGCCCCUGUUUUUUCUCUUACUCCUCUCUUACUACCUGUUCCUUCAUCUCCCCCCUCUAUUUCAUCUUUCUCUGUCUCCCCUUUCUCUGUUUCUUCAUUCUAUGUUGGUCUUCUUUCAUUUCCUCCCUUUCCUCUUCUCCACUCUUUGGUUCUCCACUGUCAUGAUUUCGUUCUCUCAUCAGCCGUUCUCCUCUCUCUAUUCGACCUGGUGUUUCUCCUCUCCCUGUGCUCUCUGAAUCAUUGUCUGUCCUAUUACUGCCUGAAAAAAUAUGUUGAAUUUCAGAGUUGUGGGGAUGAGAACACCAGUUAAGCAGCCUGUCAAUUACACUGACAACAUAAGUUAAAGGAACACUCAUGUACUACCUAUGUCAUCAUAAAUAGCCUACAGCAUGUUUUUUUUUCACAUUGAGAACUGACUUGUUUUCAAAUAAUCUAUGUUUACAGUGUAUUUCGCUUACAGGCUACUCUACACCUUUCAUGACUUCAAAUCAUUGAUUAAGCAUAUAGGCCUAUUCAGUGAAGCAACAGCUUUAUGAAGCAGCAGCAAUAUGCGUGAGGAUAAUUACUCAUUUUAUUAGGCCUAUUUAGAUGGGACCGGGAAGGCUGGCUUGUUACUACCUGCAUCAUCUAUUCGAAAGCAAGUUAUUAAUAGCGUUUGUUCCUGUCUUAAUGCGAUGUUGUGCGAACCAAAACGACGCUUAAAAACGUGAAUUGAUCUUCAUUCUUACUUUGUACUUGAGGCCUUUUGCGGGCAUCUGUGGGAGUGGGAGCACUCGAUGGUCUCUUCAAAUAUCGCCUGAUAUCCAUUGCUAAUUACCGACGGUAAUCCAUUCUGUAGUAUCUUGGAUACUUCCGGUUCAAAUGUCUGUCAUGUUGUGAUGAGGUCAUCAAGGUGCGCGUUUAUGUGCAGAAGUAAAUAUGCACUAAUAAAGAUGGACGCAUACAGCGCCGACUAAAAGAAA